AUGCCCGCUUAUAAAAGAGAUGAGACCGGCUCAGAAGUUCCUCCACCGACUAAUCCAACACAUUCUCAAACCGACGAACCGGAAACCGCCAAAGAGGAGUCUCAAAAUGACGCUCCUGCCCUCAGCCCAGUCCCACCUGCCUCCGACGAUCCGAAACUCGAUGAGGUGUCCAAAAACGACCCGCCCGUCCAAGAAAUCCCACCUGCCGACGGACCGGAAGCCAUCAAAGAGGAUAUCCAAAAUGACGCUCCUGCCCUUGGCUCGACCGGUGAAAUCUCACGAGCUGACGGACCUGAAGCCGACAGAGAGAACAUCCAAAAUGACGCUCCUGCCCUCGGCUCGACCAGUGAAAUCUCACGGGGCGACGGAUCUGAAGCCAACAAAGAGGAUAUCCAAAAUGACGCUCCUGCCCUCGGCUCGACCGGUGAAAUCUCACGAGCUGACGGACCUGAAGCCGACAGAGAGAACAUCCAAAAUGACGCUCCUGCCCUCGGCUCGACCAGUGAAAUCUCACGGGGCGACGGAUCUGAAGCCAACAANCAAAAUGACGCUCCUGCCCUCGGCUCAACCGGAGAAAUCUCACGGGCGGACCGACCGGAAGCCGUCGAAGAGAAUAUCCAAAAUGACGCUCCCGCCCUCAGCUCGACCGGAGAAAUCUCACGUGCCGACGGACCGGAAGCCAUCGAAGAGGAUAUUCAAAAUGACGCUCCUGCCCUCGGCUCGACCGCAGAAAUUUCACCCGCCGACGACUCCUCCAAACAACUCCACCCUCUCGGAAGUGAUUCCGCACAAACCUCCGCCAAAAUGGACGACCACCCGAAGACACCAAAUUCAGAUCCGAAAACUCCGAGAGGAGACACGUUUUGGAAGAAGCUCAGAAUUUUCCUCCCCAAAUUCCGCAAACCAUCACAACAGUCCAAACCGGACGAUGAUGAAAGCGUCGACGAAUUAGGAUCCCCUUCCAAGCUGAUAAAGGCAAUCGAUGAAGACAUAAACUUUAGCAAAACGGGCGACGAGAUGCUCAAGGAGUACCAAUUAAAGCUCAAGAAAUUACGUGUUGAUUGCGAGAAGACAAACCUGUCCACUGAAGAUAUCUCCAAGUUGAAGAAAGAUCUCAUCAAAUUGAGGCUUCAGAUUCCUCUCAAGCACAGAAAAGCCGAUGCCGAAGGUUAUCUCAAGAAUCUGAAGUUGGACUCCACAGCCAAAGCGAGCACCAGUCGAGAAGUGCUCGAAAAAAUGCAGCUGCACGGGAACUCAAUUUUCGAAAGCAGCCCGGAGUUCAAAGAUUUCGAAUCCCGUUACAAUGAGCUCGAGAGCAAGCUGAAGCUUUGUUUGCUGUGCUUUUCGGUUUUCCCUGAAAAAACCGUCAUCAAGAAGAGAAUGAUGGUGCUGUGGUGGAUUGCCGAGGGCUAUGCAUCUGAAAGCAACGCCAACGACUACUUUCUCGAGCUAAUCGAGAAGGGCUUUAUCGAGCCUGUGAACGAAAACAAAAGCCUGCACGUGGGUAGUUGCCGAAUGCACCCUUUUUACCGAUCGGCAUUGGGAGUGCUUGCAAAGAGAACCGGGUUCUUGAACUUCGACCUGAAAGGGGAACCCACCCAGAAUUUCGUGAGGUCAUGCCAGGCGUGUUUGGUCGGGGAAGGACUGAUUUCGUAUGACGAUCUGAAAAACGAGUCGAUGAAAGUCGAGGAUUUGAAGAAAGUCCAUCUGCUGAUCAACAUCAACGAGUCCAUUCUCGAGUUCAAAAAGGGCUGGUUUGGGAAGAUGGAAAAUAUCAACUUUCUGUACUUGGGAAGAUGGAGCUCGUUGGACACGGACCACCGGGAAGUCGAGGACACCGAUUUUCUAAAAGAUGAGCUGCACAACAUGAAUUCCCUUAAAUUUCUCAGCCUUCAGGGUGUUUCCAAUGUGAUCGAUCUCCCUGAUUCGGUUCUGAAGCUGGCAAACCUCGAAAUUCUUGAUAUACGAGCUUGCCCAAACCUUGAGACAAUCCCUAAGAGAAUAUCGAUGCUCAAGUGGUUGACUCACCUGGACAUGUCCGAGUGUUAUUUGCUCGAGCAAAUGCCGAAAGCUCUUUCAACCCUCAAGGACCUGAGAGUGCUUAAAGGGUUCGUCGUGGGCAACGAGCCAGGGAAAAACAAAAACCCGUGCACUCUAGACGAUCUCAAGGAUCUGGAAAAGCUGAUCAAAUUGUGCAUCUACACUGGUUUGAAAAACUUCCCUGAUGAGAAAGAUGUCGAAGCUUUGGGAAACUUGACGGGCCUUCUCAAGCUGACGAUUACAUGGGGAGGGAAUGCUUUUAAGAAUAAUGAAGAUGAAGUGAGGCCCGAGAGCAAGAAUAGGGACAGAAUGAUCAAAAUAAUCGGGCUUCCUCCGAAUCUUGAGAAACUCGAUCUCAGGUAUUUUCCCACGUCGAUUACUCCGUUUUGGCUGGAGCUUAAAAAUAUGAAGGAACUGAAGAAACUGAGGAGGCUUUACAUCAGGGCUGGGAGAUUUUCGGAUAUUGGUCAGUAUCAGGACAGCUGUGAUUGGAACUGGCCGCUCAAGAAGGACACGUGGGAGGUGGAGGAGCUUCGUCUUAGGUAUUUGCCCGAGAUAGAGAUGGAGUGGAGACAGUUGCAGGAAUUGUUUCCUAAUUUGGUUUACCUGGAGCAAGUUCGCUGCCCGAGACUGACUUUGUUCCCCUGUGAUGCAAAUGGGGUGUGGAUGAAGAAAAAAAUUGAAUAA
Messenger RNA from Striga asiatica, 2727 nucleotides. NCBI's taxonomy places the organism in Eukaryota, Viridiplantae, Streptophyta, Magnoliopsida, Lamiales, Orobanchaceae. The record is from the annotation of a GenBank genome assembly.